AAGCAACGGCUGAAAGCUAGGUGGUGGGAGAGAACCUGGCAUGGGGGAGGGUUCCACAUCCACCUCCAGAGAGCCAAUGCCACCAAAAACUCUUGGUCCCUCCCGUCACCUUUUGGCACCAAACUUAAAACCUCUUUCAUGGUACCACUUAGAUCAGAAAUUUGAAAUUUCCUUCCCAUGCUUGUGCUAAUUGUCCUAGCUGAACUACAGCUUCUUCAUUCCAUUCUGGGCUCUCAGAUGUUGCCAACAGGGUUGCUCAUUCUUACAGCUCUUUGGAAAGUGGGUUGUGGUGAGAAUUAGAAACAGGAAGGCAUUUUGCUAGUUUAUCUGACAUCACUACUAAUGUUGAAGGAGCAAAACCUCCCAUUCCUGAAGAAUGGAGACUUCACUCAGCAGCGUUGACAGCAACCCCCCAAACCUGACUGAGCCAUCUGAGAGCAGCAGACCCCAAGACCUGACCGAGCCGUCUGAGGGCAUUGGACCUCAAGAUCUGACUGAGUCGUCUGAGAGCAGCAGACCCCAAGACCUGACUGAGUCAUCUGAGAGCAGCAGACCCCAAGACCUGACUGAACCAUAUGAAAGCAUUGGACCCCAAGACCUGACUGAGCCAUAUGAAAGCAUUGGACCCCAAGACCUGACUGAGCCAUAUGAAAGCAUGGGACCCCAAGACCUGACUGAGACAUCUGAGAGCAGCAGACCCCAAUUCCUGACUGAGACGUCUGAGAGCAGCAGACCCCAAUUCCUGACUGAGACGUCUGAGAGCAGCAGACCCCAAUUCCUGACUGAGACAUCAGAGAGCAGCAGACCCCAAUUCCUGACUGAGACGUCUGAGAGCAGCAGACCCCACGACCUGACUGAGCUGUCUGAGAGCAGUAGGCCUCAAGACCUGACUGAUCCAUCUGAGAGCAGCAGACCCCAACAGAGCAGGAAACUGGAGAUACGGCUGGAGUUACCAGAGCAGCAGGAAGGGGAGGGGCAGCUUCUGACAUCCCCCUCUUAUUCCUCAGGAAGGAGUACAACAGAAUGGGGGGAUGAACUAUCCACCUUUCUUUCCACUGAGCCAAGUACAUCCUCUCACAUCUCUCUUAGCUCAACCGACAAACUCCAAGGACUCUCAGAUACAGAAACAACACUGGAGAUAUCACAGCUGCAGUCUGAGGAGGAGCCCUCCUUCCCCAUAUGGAAGAAGACAAAAUGGCAUGAGAUACCUAGCUGUCAUGUCCCAGUGUGCCGGCAAUCCUUCCACGACUGUUGCUGUGUCAGUAUAACUGAGCAGCUGAUCAAGCUCAGCCCAGUGCAGCUUGCAAAGGCACCAUUUCCCAAAGGCUUCAGUCAGAAACAGCACAAAAGAAAUGAGGUCUCUUCCUCCACCUCUGAGAAUGUGCUAAAGCAGAAAUUUCCUGCCUCCAUACAGAAGAAAAAGGCACACUUCAAGGUCUGGCCACCAAGGACUUCUUCAUCUCUCUCAUGCAAAGGAAGUGACAGGCGUUCGGGCAGGAGGAGUAAAGCUUUGUACAAUCUCUAUACAACCUUCUACGAUGUGGGGGAAGAGUAUGACCCGUGUUGUGAUCUGCGAGAAACAGAUACCUCUUACACUUCAGGGAUCUCCAGGGCUUGCACCAUUUUCGGUUCCAUGAGGAAGGGAAGGAUUAAUGUCAGCAAGCUCCUCCUCACCUUACACACUCUGGGGAUCAUGAUGACGUCUGCUCAGAUGGCUCAGGCUCUCAAGUUCACUGCUGUGGAUGCUCAUGGGAAUCUGAACUUCGCUGACUUCUUGGAUGCUGUGGAUGAUACUCCACCAUUCACUGGAACAAAGGCUCUCAGGAACACUCGACAAAUUUUCAAAAAAAUUCAAAAGGACAUGGUGCUUAUUGAGGACUUGGAGCCCAUCUUGGAAUGUCUAGGAGUCACCCUGAGCCGCAGGAUUAUAGAACGGGCACUGAGAUGCAUUCGGGUUACCUGGGAUGGGAAACUGAACAUCUCAGAUUUCCUGUUAACAGUAAAAGGACCACCAUGUCACCAUCAAGGAAUAGCAUCCUUAAAUGAAUAUGCCACUUUGGAGAGUGGGUCUAAUAGGGGUGAUUCAGAGCUUACAUGGAGAAGAAAACUGGGUUCAUUUGAUGAAGAUAUACCUAUUCACUUUCACCUGUCUCCCCAUGUCACAUUCUAUGGUGUAGAUGAAGAGAUUACUCUUGAGCAAUUGCAGAGGGAGAUAUGUAAAUCCCAGAGACCUGUUGAGCUGGAAAGACCCAGCACUGCACCCCCACUGAGUCCUGCAGAGGAGGAGAAGGGCAAAGACCGUCAUGUCAUAGAUUGGCCAAAAGUCAAACCAAACUUUGGCUAUACAAGUCAGGACACGCUGUUUCCAAUAAGCUCCACCCUGUCCUCUAAACAAGAGGUUAAGAAGUUUGGCCAGGAGCCAAAGUUGCCACUGAGUGUGGCCCAAGCAGAUACUCCUCUCUCAGUUGUUCAGAUGACUGUCAACUACAACACUUUCGAACAAAAGAAGAAGAAGAAGAAGUUGUCUUUCCAGAACAAGUUCCCGAGGAGGUAUGAGCGUGAGGAAACUGCACACUAAGAAACAAAUUCCAGGAGCUUUAGAAGUGAAGUCAGGGAAGGAUCAGAAAGGCCCAAUCAGCUGAGCAGUCACCCAAAGUGGAUCCUAAAGUGUCAUCCAUCCCAGUGCAACACACACUUGAGCUUGUACAUGUCUGAUCAGGUGAACUGUAAAAGGCAUUUACAUGACCAUUAAAUUCAGGUGCCCAUCA
Molecule: messenger RNA, 2768 nt
Organism: Hemicordylus capensis (graceful crag lizard)
Lineage: Eukaryota; Metazoa; Chordata; Lepidosauria; Squamata; Cordylidae
Exons: 12
Coding region: 377-2578 (733 amino acids)
Source: RefSeq, a predicted model, not a curated record